AUGGAACGAGACUCAAACUCCGGCAUCUCCAUCCUCAUCGUAGGCGGCGGCAUCGCCGGCUUAACCCUCGCCAUCGAGUCAUACCGCAAAGGCCACAACGUCAAAGUCAUCGAGCGUCGAGAUGAAGCCAAAGACCUAGGCGAGUUGAUCGUGAUAUCAGCACCAGCCCUCCGCACGCCCAUGAAAUCCUGGCCAGGCUUCAUGGAAAAAGCAAAAGCCCACGCCCUAGACCCCCUCGCAAACCUCUGGAAGUUCGACGGCACCCUCGUCGGCACCUGGCCCGUCGUCGCCCCGGACGUCCCCGUCCUCGUCAUCUACCGCAGCAAGCUCCACCAGGUCCUGCACGAAUACGCCGAGGGCCUCGGAAUCGUGACAAACUUCUCGCACACCGCCGUCUCGUACUUUGAGGAGGAGGGCAAGGGCGGCGUGGUUGUGGAGGACGGCCGCAGGUUGACGGCGGACGUGGUCGUCGCGGCCGACGGCGUGGGCUCGAGGUCGUGGGAGCUCGUUCUCGGGGAGAAGCAGGCCCCGAUCAGCUCCGGGUUUGCGCUUUACCGGGUCACGUUCCCGAUCGAGCCGCUGUAUCGGAAUCCCGUUCUUGCUGAGGUUUUGCAGCAGUCGAAGACGUACUUUUGUACUUUUGCUGGGCCGGAUGCCCACAUCGUCAUCGGGAAGACGGAGACUGAGAUCUGUUGGCUGUUGACUCAUAGAGAUGAGGAAGACUCAGAAGAAAGUUGGUCUAAGACGACGUCGUGCGAUGACGCGCUUAGAUACGUCAAGAACUGGAGCCCCUUCGUCAAAGCUCUCAUCGACGCAACCCCAGACCAUCGGGUCCUAAGCUGGAAGGUCAUGUGGCGAGAUCCUCAGCCCAAAUGGGUGUCUGCCCUGGGCCGCGUGGUCCAGAUUGGCGACGCCGCUCAUCCGUUCCUCCCGACCUCGGGAUCCGGGGCCACCAUGGCGAUGGAAGACGCCAUUACCCUGGCGACCUGCCUCCGGAUUUCCGGUAAAGACGAGACCCCGACCGGUGUGAAGGUUUUCAAUAAGCUCAGAUUUGAGCGUGUCGCUUGUGCCCAGAAGUUGGGCUUCAAGACCCGCGAGGUUCUCCACAAGACUGAUUGGGACUACGUCAAGAAACACCCCGAAAUCAUGAAGAAUAGGCUGGGAGGUUGGCUGUUGAAGCAUGACCCUGAAGAUACAAACGGGGUUCCCGGGUACACUUACAAGCCGUGGACGGUCAAGGAGCUCCUGGACGCUUCGGAUAAGGGGCAACUGGUUGAAGACGAAGGCAACUGGAUGUAG
Molecule: messenger RNA, 1299 nt
Organism: Colletotrichum karsti
Lineage: Eukaryota; Fungi; Ascomycota; Sordariomycetes; Glomerellales; Glomerellaceae
Exons: 5
Coding region: 1-1299 (432 amino acids)
Biological process (GO): secondary metabolite biosynthetic process
Molecular function (GO): monooxygenase activity; FAD binding
Source: RefSeq, a predicted model, not a curated record